CCCUCCAGGCAGGGAAGCCGGUGGCCCUCGUGUGCCGGAGGACGAACACAUGACGGGUCUUGUGUACAUCACGUGUACCCGGCCCUGUGCCAGGCCGUGAUGCGGUGGGCGGGGGUAGGGGGCAGUUCCUAUAUGGAGAGGAGCCCUCUCGGCUUGGGGUUGGCAGCGAGUCGGCGGUCAGCGGAUGGCGGGGGCGGACAGGGUAGGAAGCAGGCCCUGUGGGCCCGUCGCCCGUGGGGAGCUCCACAGGAUGAUCAACCACAGAGAUCCGGAAGGAGAAAUCGCGGGAUGCGGCACGAUGCCGCCGCAGCAAAGAGACGGAGGUCUUCUACCAGCUGGCGCACACCCUACCCUUUGCCCGGGGCGUCAGUGCCCACUUGGACAAAGCCUCCAUCAUGCGCCUGACUAUCAGCUACCUGAGGAUGCACAAGCUGCUGAACUCUGGAGAAUGGAGAGAAGAGGCGGAAGCAGAGGAACAGGUGGAUGCCUAUUACCUGAAGGCCUUGGACGGCUUCCUCAUGGUCCUGACCGAGGAAGGGGACAUGAUCUACCUCUCCGAAAACGUCAACAAACACCUGGGCCUCAGUCAGCUGGAGCUCAUUGGACACAGCGUCUUUGACUUCAUUCAUCCCUGCGAUCAAGAAGAGCUUCAAGAUGUACUGAGCCCCAGGCAGGGUUUCUCAAAGAAGAAAGAAGUGAAGACGGAACGCAACUUCUCUCUGCGCAUGAAGAGCACGCUCACCACCAGGGGGCGCACCGUCAACCUCAAGUCGGCUACCUGGAAAGUGCUGCAUUGCGCCGGGCACAUGCGGUCCUACGUGCCUGCCAAGCCGGCUGAGGGGAAGGAGGCAGAGAAUGGCUUCGUGGAGCCCCCGCUACGGUGCCUGGUGCUGAUCUGUGAGGCCAUCCCGCACCCGGCCAACAUUGAGACACCCCUGGACAGCGGCACCUUCCUCAGCCGCCACACCAUGGACAUGAAGUUUACCUACUGUGAUGACAGGAUUGCGGAGGUGGCUGGCUACACCCCUGAAGACUUGCUUGGCUGUUCCAUCUACGAGUACAUCCACGCCCUGGACUCCGAUUCCGUCAGCAAGAGCAUCAACACCUUGCUGAGCAAAGGGCAGGCCAUGACCGGGCAGUACCGUUUCCUGGCUAGGAACGGCGGCUACCUGUGGACCCAGACCCAAGCCACAGUCAUCUCCAGCAGCAAAAAUUCCCAGCCCGAGAGCAUCGUCUGCGUUCACUUCAUUUUGAGCCAAGUGGAGGAGAUGGGGUUGGUGCUGUCCUUGGAGCAGACGGACCGGCAAGGGGAACAUCGCCGGCUGCCCCCACCCUCCCUCGAAGGACUGGACUCCGAUGGGGCUCUGGAUGAGUUGGACCCCAACGGGGGAGACACGAUCAUCAACCUCAGCUUCGAGCUGCGCGGCCCAAAAAUCCUGGCCUUCCUGCGUCCUGCCAACAUCAGCGAGGAGGAAUUGCAGCUCGACCCCAAACGCUUCUGCAGCCCCGACCUCCAGAAACUGCUGGGACCCAUCUUCGACCCCCCUGGGGCCCAGAGCCAAGCAGGAGGGGCUUUGCGGGCGAGGCCCAUGGCCACACCUCCCAAGCCGGCUCCGGUUGCCAAGAAGGCUUCUGGAAGAAGCAGCCCGACCGACCUGCCAGAAGAGUUGCUUCUUGACAUGGAGAACGUCCAGAAGCUCUUCGCUUCCAACAAGGAGGUGCAGUCAAUGGAGACCGCGCUGCAGGAUUACGAAGGCCUGGACCUGGAGAUGCUGGCUCCCUACAUCUCUAUGGACGAUGACUUCCAGCUCAGCAGCACCGACCACCCCCCGUGGCUGGCCGAGAAACGUGGGGAGCUGGGGGCGGGAACCCGGCCAACCUCUCCACCCCCGCGGCCUCGGUCCAGAAGCUUCCAUGGGGUGUCCCCUCGCCCGCCCGAACCGGCUGCUCUCCCACGCUGGGGCAGCGACACCAGCCUGAGCCAAGCCCGGCCCGGCCAGCCACUCGGAAGCAUCCCGUGCGAAGCAGGGCAAGUGGUGGAGAUGGUGGCGUCUGUCAAGAUCCAGUCUGUGCAGGAAGGGACCAAUCUGAACGGCCAGGGGGCCUCUGUGGGAGGCAGGAAGAGAGCCCGGGAGCUGAGCGUGGAAGAGGAGCGGGAGCUCUUCCUGGAGGCGGGCUCCCCUAAGCGUGCCCACGGGCAUGAGCCGGAGGGAUUUCUGAUGCCUUCCCUUAGCCUGGGUUUCCUGCUGAGCGUGGAAGAGUGUCUGGAUACCAGGUCUGAGCGGGGCUUUGGCAGCACGGUGGCCCUGGGCAGGAAGCUUCUGUCGCUGGAGGAACCAAUGGGCCUCUUGGGGGACAUGCUGCCUUUUGUGGUGGACGGACCGGCGCUCUCUCAGCUGGCCCUGUACGACGGCGAGGACGAGGCCUCCGUGCGUAGCGGGGAGCACUUUCAGCUGGGCGAGGAGCUCCUCGUGGAACUGGAGCAGGCCACCUGAGAAGGCAGCUCCGCUCGCCACCGCCGCACCUUCAUCCCACACUCCUUGCUCCGCAGAUGGGACGGACGGAACCAAAUCCAACCCCCGAAUCAUCCAUGAGAGGCAGGGCGGGAGGGUCUCCUUUCUCUCUCCCCUCCUCCUCCUCCUCCUCCUCCUC
This is a messenger RNA of Elgaria multicarinata webbii, 2652 nucleotides long. It is a transcript of the gene HIF3A, whose product is annotated as hypoxia inducible factor 3 subunit alpha. NCBI's taxonomy places the organism in Eukaryota, Metazoa, Chordata, Lepidosauria, Squamata, Anguidae. Gene Ontology annotation, biological process: regulation of transcription by RNA polymerase II; cellular response to hypoxia. The record is from RefSeq and is a predicted model, not a curated record. The transcript has 15 exons. Bases 396 to 2495 code for a protein of 699 amino acids. Gene Ontology annotation, molecular function: protein dimerization activity; RNA polymerase II transcription regulatory region sequence-specific DNA binding; DNA-binding transcription factor activity, RNA polymerase II-specific.